AUGGCUGCGUGCCGAGGUGCAGGGGAUUCUGCAUUGCCCCGGUUUCUGAAUUUGUGUUCUUUGAUACUUCAUAUUCAACUUUAUUACCCCCUUUGGCACGUUCUCUUCUUCAAUUCUUUUUCUGUCAUCGCAUUCUUCUGUGUCCCUUCAACACCUGACCAGACAUUUUGUUUAGGCAUUUGCUGCCAUCUUUGCAAGAGGAAAAAAGGAAAGAACAUCCUCACGGUGGUGCCACAGGACACCUUGAAAUAUUGUAAGUUGAAGGUUAUCAGUGCUACAGUUAUGUUACGGCGCUCCUUCAUGCGAUGGAUUAGCUUAGCAGAGAGCAGAGAACUGUUCAUGGACACAGGUGGACGUAUACUUCAACAUCCGAGGGCCACAUUAGCCCAAACACUCCAAGUUCUGGCGGAGCACCACGAGUCCGGCGACGCAACGCUAACCCGCGCUGCACUCCAGCGGUUGCUAGACUUGGACGUGACGGAUGAUGUUACGGCAUCGAUUGCGUCAUUUAACGCGACCAAGAGCGGUAUCUACACCGAGCAAGAUGGAGUCAGUGGUGGUUCGGGUAACGGAGCACCACAUUUAGUGCUGCACUUGAUGCAAUCACACUUGGAUGAUGCGACCAUCUGUGAGGGAUGUUGUCGUUGUGUUGCCAAUAUGUGCCAACUGGCGAGCGGUGCUUCGUAUUGUUCAUCCCAAGGAGAUGAGAGCCGCGGUGAUGCCGACACGUCAGACUCACUAGUUGAACAGGGGGCUGUAGAAUUGGCGCUAGGUACGCUUACAAAAUACCGCUACCUCAGUCCACGGGGACGGGCGUGGGCUGCACUUGCUGUACUAAACCUUGUUUGCCUUUCGCGUGACGGCGCACGUCGGGCGGUUUUAGCAGGUGGUGAAUCCAUUCUCAGUACCACUUUGCUUGCCAUCAUGGAGGAAGUAUAUGGGAUGAACCGCUACGAUGCAGUGAAGAAUGGAGUGACGGAGUGCCUGCUCAGUACUGAGCAGCGAACGACACUAGAUGCGGCACUGGGGGCGGUUGCUCGGUUGCUUAUUAGUUCUGCUGGGGAUAAUGCCACGGGAGUGAGCUACCGAUACGAGGAGGCGGAUUACAUGACCGUUAAGGCAGUGGUGUACUAUUUGUUUUGGCUGUCGAGACUGAUUCUGCUUGGUACGCGGCCUGAUAAAAUUGACUUGUGUAAUGACAACAGAUACGGCGAAGAAAGGAACAGGGAGUCGCACGACAGUAGCGCCAUUUGUGAUACUUCUGCGGAGCAGAGUGGUGGUUGUUUGCACUUCCCCACAGCUUCGCGCUCCCAACGGUCUGCGGUGUUGUCCUACUUGCCACCCUUGCAAAAGGCAUGGAUGUCUCUGAAGAAUCUGACAACCUGCGGUAGCAACCUACCGAUGGUGUACGAGGUGUUGCACCAGAUUUCAAAAUCCGAUGCGAGUGCUGCAAAUGGUGGCAAGGAUUGCGUGCGAAGUAUAGUGGAGGUAGUGAGAUUGGUGGGUAUCAGCCUGACGGGUUUGGGAGCGGCGGGACUUCUGGAGGAAAAACAGCUACAGCAAGACUUGCUUGCAAAUGCUGUGACUGCCUUUGCCGCACUAACAUCCACCCGGAAAGACUUAAGUGAGCGAGAGUUGGCUAACGCAGCCGCAAUUACAGACGUGCACUGUGACAUGCGCACUGGCUCAGAUGUUGACAGGAAAGGCGAUGGGGUGUCCGCCGUUAUUCCCACAGAGGCGGCAAUGAGGGUAAUCGAAAUGCUCUCAACCGGGGCAGUAAGUGGCAUCGCUUUGUCCGCUAUACACCAAAUUCACGUUUCACACAAGCGGAAGAUGGAACGCGAGGGCACAGAUGUGCUUCUGUACGAUAGGGAGGAUUUUGAACUACUUAUCCGUUCAGUUCAGCUACUCUCAAAUCUUUCCGAGGAGGACACGGCAGUGUCUUCACCUAAUACCUUGGCGGUUCUUCACGCCUUGUUGAUCGAUAGCGCGUCAGCUCUUGCCGGCAUGGAACGCAAGCACCGCGAGGACAUUUCUUCUUUUUUCGUUUCCCAAACUUCUGUCGAGCAUAUGUUGUUGUUUCAGCAGUGCGGCAUAAUCGCUCAGGUGUACGCCGUGCUGUGGGGCGUGCUGCGAACGAAAGAGGGUGCUCGCUCUACUGUGGAACUCCGCAUGUAUGAGUGCGUGGAACGCUUACAAACCCUUCUGGAGUCUAUGGGUCGCGCCAGUGCCACUGUUGGUAAUGUUAGUGCGAGCGUUGGCGACCAGCGUGCAGACUGUGAUAAAGCAAGGGGAUGCGGGGAACCGGGCGUGUUAGGAGCAGUGAAAACAUCAAAGUCACGUGCCGCUGUUGCUGAGACGAUUGAGCGUCUCAUACCCCUCGGAAAGAAGGUUGUGCAUUCGUUAGAAUUGGUUUCUGUAGCAGAGUCAACUGGAGGAAAUAAGGGGAGGUCUGCGGCUGCUCUGCACUGA
This is a messenger RNA of Trypanosoma brucei brucei TREU927, 2472 nucleotides long. RefSeq lists its product as hypothetical. The coding region runs from base 1 to 2472 and encodes 823 amino acids. Lineage: Eukaryota; Euglenozoa; Kinetoplastea; Trypanosomatida; Trypanosomatidae. The record is from RefSeq and is a predicted model, not a curated record. The transcript has a single exon.